Molecule: messenger RNA, 522 nt
Organism: Penicillium odoratum
Lineage: Eukaryota; Fungi; Ascomycota; Eurotiomycetes; Eurotiales; Aspergillaceae
Product: succinate:quinone oxidoreductase subunit C
Exons: 2
Coding region: 1-522 (173 amino acids)
Biological process (GO): tricarboxylic acid cycle; mitochondrial electron transport, succinate to ubiquinone
Cellular component (GO): membrane
Molecular function (GO): electron transfer activity; succinate dehydrogenase activity
Source: RefSeq, a predicted model, not a curated record
AUGUUAUUCCCUUUACCACGCCGCAUCCCAACAACAACCCGGCUCCUCAGAUUCAAUGGACUCAGACUAAAAAGAAGUAUCUCGACGGAGUCUCCCCAUCAUCGCCUCGCCACCCAACGCUUGCAACGACCGGUCUCCCCCCACCUCAGUGUGUACAAAUGGGAAUUUGUUUCAUCGGCAUCAGCAAUUCACCGCAUCACGGGUAUUUUGCUCGCCGGAAGUCUAUAUGGGCUCGCAACAUUCUACCUGCUUUCUCCGACUUUGGGCAUCCGCUUCGACUCGGCGACUUUAGUGGAGGCAUUCGGGGCGUUGCCGGCUACAGUGAAGACUGGUAUCAAGUUCGCUAUCACAACGCCUUUUACCUUUCAUGCGUUUAACGGGUUGAAGCAAUUGAUAUGGGAUACGGGUUUUUUACUAGGCAAGAAGCAAAGCGGAAGGGCAUCGUGGAUGGUUUUGGUUUGUUCUAUGAGUGCAUCUCUGGGACUGGCUUUGUACAAACCUAACAAGGAAGAGGAUAUUUAA